AUGGGCACUACGACCUUUCAUCAGCUUGAAGAAGACGGAUCUCAUCCUAUUGCUAUAGUCGGCAUGGCAAUGCGAUUGCCGGGAGGUGUGCGAUCUGCUGCUGACUUUUGGCAACUUCUGAGCGAAGGACGUGAUGGAAAUUGCGUUGUACCGGACUCGCGAUAUAGCGAGGAGGGUUUCUACUCAGACUCCGGGGCACAUUCAGUCAGAAUGCAACGUGGUUAUUAUCUCCAAGAGGAUCUAGAGAAAAUAGACACCUCUUUCUUUGACAUCGAGGGACUACAGCCAUCUCGGAUGGAUCCACAGCAAAAGAUGCUGCUUCAGGUUGUAUGGGACUGUCUCGAAAACGCCGGACAGGUUGACUGGCAAGGAAAACCUAUUGGUUGCUUUGUCGGUACUUAUGGUGGAGAUUGGGAAGAGAUAGAAGUCAGGGAUCCUCAAAAUGCACACAACUUCCAUAUGAUCGGGCAUGGAAAGUUUUCACUUGCAAAUGUGAUUUCUUACGAGUUUCAUUUUAAUGGCCCUAGUAUGACAAUUGAGACCGGCUGUUCUUCUUCACUAGUUGCUCUGCAUCAGGCUUGCCAGUCUCUCAUCUUGAAAGAUUGCUCUACGGCGAUCGUGGCUGGAUCUAAUCUGAUCUUCACGCCCACCGUUGGCAUGCACGGCUCGGGUCUAAGUGUAUUCUCCCCAUCUGGAAUAUCCAAAUGCUUUGAUGCGUCCGCAGAUGGAUACGGAAGGGGCGAGGCUGUUAAUGCAGUCUGUAUCAAGCGAUUGGAUGACGCGUUGAGGGAUGGAGAUCAGAUACGAGCUGUCAUUCGGUCUUCAAUGGUUAAUUGCGAUGGUCGAAGUCCUGGAAUCACCACACCCUCUGUCAAGGCACAAGAAAAGUUAAUACGGGAGACGUAUAAGCGAGCCUUGAUCAGAGAUCUCUCACAGACUGCCUUCAUCGAGUGCCAUGGCACCGGUACGUUAGCAGGCGAUCCUAUCGAAUGCUCUGCAAUUGCCAAGACCUUCCUCAAAGAAAUAUACAUUGGCUCGGUCAAAGCCAAUGUUGGCCACUCUGAAGGUGCCUCGGGACUCACAAGUCUGAUAAAAGCUGUUCUUUCGUUGGAAAAUAGGCAAAUACCGCCCAAUAUCCAUUUCCACCAACCGAAUCCAAGGAAGAUUCUAGUUCCUUGGGACAAUGGACGUCUUCGUGUUCCGGAGAAGCUUACUUCAUGGCCUGUGAAUCGAAAAGAGAGAAUCAGCAUCAGUAACUUCGGUAUCGGUGGCUCAAAUGCACAUGUUAUUCUUGAUUCUUCUUCGUCCUUUAUACCCACCCAAUUAGUUGAAGAUGAAAUGCAGGAAACAAAGCCGAUUUUGCUCGUUGUUUCUGCGAAGUCCCAGGAGGCUCUGUUGUAUCGAGAGCAGAGUCUGUUGAAGUACAUGAGCAUUCAUCCGAAUCGUCUUGGCGAUCUUGCAUAUACCCUCAGUGCCCGUCGUAAACAUCUUUCACAUAGGGGUUUCUUAGUCAAUGCGAAUGCUAUCUCCCCGAAUGUGGGAUCCGUCAAGCAUUCCGUCGCUAGUCGGGCCCCUGACUUGACUUAUGUUUUCACGGGCCAAGGCGCCCAGUGGGCCGUCGCCCUUGCAGAUGCCAAUAUUGAUCAGAUAAAUACGCCUCAACUCGCUCAGACUUUGUCUUGUGCAUUGCAAAUUUCGUUAGUAAAUCUUCUUGCGGAGUGGGGUGUCAAGCCCACAGCAGUUGUCGGUCAUUCGAGUGGCGAGAUCGCGGCUUCAUAUGCCGCGGGAGCAAUUACAGCUGAGUCUGCGAUUGCUGUGAGCUACUAUCGUGGUCUACUGGUAGACGAAGUCGGCAAGGAGGGAUCAAUGGCCGCCAUUGGUCUUGGUCGAGCGCAAGUGGCAUCGUAUCUACGGGACGGUGUUGCCAUCGCCUGCGAAAAUAGUCCUAACAGUGUCACUAUAUCUGGAGAGUCCUAUCAUGUGGAUGAGGUGAUGAGCAAGAUCAAAUCAGAUCAUCCAAAUGCACUCUGCAGAAUGCUCCGCGUCAAUAGAGCAUAUCAUUCAGAUUCCAUGACCGCCGUGGGCAAGAUGUACGAGACCAGCAUUCGAUCCUAUAUCAACCCUCAGAAAGGAAUGAUUCCAAUGUACUCUAGCGUCACAGGACAAACGAUUGUGGAUCCGAAGCAGCUCAAUGCCAAGUAUUGGGUCCAGAAUCUUGUAUCUCCUGUUCUUUUCUGGGGCGCCGCCGAGUCCAUUAUGCAGGAUCAUCCCAGGUCUUUCUUCUUGGAAAUUGGUCCACAUUCUGCUCUGGCAGGACCCCUUCGUGACGUUUUCAAAUCUUUGGCCGAUGCGAAGAAGGAGAUGUCCUAUGCUUCCUGCCUCAUCCGCGGACAAUGCCAGGAAACAUCCCUCUUGACUGCAGCCGGAGAACUGUUUCUUGCAGGAAUUCAGCUCAACUUUGAGGCCAUCAAUGGACACAGAAAGAUCCUGACUGAUCUUGAUCCUUACCCCUGGCAAAUCGGACAGUGUGAAUGGUCUGAGAGUCGGAUAUGUCGAGAGUGGAGAUUCCGCAAGCAUGCCCACCAUGAGCUCUUGGGUUCGCGCGUCGUCGAGUCAACUCAACUUGAGCCCUCGUGGAGAAAUAUGCUGCACAUCGAUGACGCGUCCUGGCUUUGGGAUCAUUGUAUCGGAGGGUCGACAGUGUUCCCUUGCGCCGGAUAUAUCGUUAUGGCCGGUGAAGCCAUGCGUCAGAUCACUGGGUGUCAAAAAUAUCGGUUGAGAAACCUUCGGCUUUCUAAAGCAUUGACCCUCGACGAUCGUGGCCGAAUUGAGAUCUUCUCCAGCUUCCGACCGGCUCGACAGACCGAAAAUACUGGCUCAGGGUGGUAUGAAUUCUCCAUUUCCAGCUUUAGGAGGGGGUCGUGGGUGAAACAUUGCACGGGACAAGUGCGAAACGAAACUUCCUCGCCUGCUCCACGAGAUAUCAGAGGUCUGCCAAGGUCUGUGGCCUCUCAUACUUGGUAUGAAAACCUAAAAGAGCGUGGGCUUGAAUAUGGGCCAAAGUUCAGACUGCUCCAGCAUAUAUCCGCUCACCCCACACAACUAUCAGCGACUGCCAGCUUAGAGAGAGAUGGAUCUUCCGAGACUGUUGACGCUCCCACAAUUGAUCAGUGCUUGCAACUUGUAGGGGUUGCCGUGUCCAACGGUCUGUCUCGGAAGUCUGGUGGAGUUGGAAUGCCUGUGUAUGUUCAGGAAGUCUUCGUUGGCAGGACAGGGCCCGACGUAUUUCUUGAAGCUUCUGCAUCAGAAACGACUAUGGGAGCAACCUCUGGCUCUGCAUUUGCACAGUGGGGAGCCGAGGUGGGAGUCCAAAUUGACGGUGUUGAGUUCAUGGGCUUUGAUGAAGGUUCAUCGGCAGAUGGCGAUCAGAAACUGUGCUCGAAUCUCGUGUGGGCCCCAGACGUAGAUUUGUUACCAGAGGGCCGUCUUCUGCUGCCCUGUAGUCCAACCACGCCUACCUUUGGUGGGACUUAUGGCCCAAGACAACAGUUUUUCGAUAUGUGCAUCAUUGAAACCGCACGACAGAUUGUUGAUUUGGAGCCGGCCUCAGGGCACCUGCGCAAGUAUCAACAUUGGAUGACUGCAAGUUCAGCUGCGAUCCUCAAUAAGAUCCAUUCUCACGUGCUACCCAAGGAUAGGGAGUUCUUGGAUGUGCCUAGAGACAGAUGGGCCACAAUUCUGACAGGUCUCAAAUGGCAGAUUGAUGAAACGAUGCCACUCAGCAGACAUUUCGCACAACUCUCCCUUCUUAUCAUGGAAUACUGUGUCGACAUUGUCCAGGGAAGAUGCCAGCCUCUGGGUUUACUGAUGGAAAAUGAUGGAUUAUCAAAGCUUUAUGACACAGGUGACAGCAGAAAUUACGAGGAGUUCUUGAGGCUCCUGGGCCACUCCCAACCCGAUCUUCACAUUAUCGAGAUUGGAGCUGGAACCGGAGCAACGACAGCAAGAGCCCUACAAUGUCUUCAUCCCGAAGGAAAGGCUCGUCAGUAUUCACGCUACGUGUUUACUGAUAUUUCGUCAGGCUUUUUCCAGGCAGCGAUGGAAAGAUUCAAAGCACAUGAAGCAAUUGAAUUUGCGGUGUUAGACAUCAGCCAGCCUCCGGUGGAUCAAGAAAUCGAGUCCGGGGGCUUUGAUCUAGUGAUUGCGUCGAAUGUACUUCAUGCCACGUGCAGUAUACAAGAGACUUUAAAGAACAUUAGAUCUCUCCUCAAGCCAGGCGGGCGGGUUUUGAUUGAAGAAAUUUGCUCUGAGGCUCAACCAAUCGAGUUCAUCAUGGGUGUGCUCCCUGGGUGGUGGGUUGGUGAAAACGACAACCGUGUUGAAGCUCCGUACAUUUCGGCGGAUCGUUGGCGUGAUGAGCUACAUGAAGCCGGAUUCCAAAAUUUCCAGUCGGCACCAGGUGAAGCAGAGAUUUACAUGACAUCUAUUCUGGCAUCUUUUCCCUCGCGAUCGCACAGCGAAAAGACCACUGUAAAUGUUCUGUACGAUUCGCAGCCAUCCCCUUGGGAAGUUCAAGUUGCCCAAAGGAUCGAGGCUUUGGGCUUCCCCAUUCGUUGGUGCACGCUUUCCGAGUCACCUCCUGCCAACGAAGAUGUCAUUUCUUUCCUCGACAUUGAAAGCCCGUAUCUGUAUUCCCUUACAGAUACCCAACUCGUCCAGCUUCAACAGUAUCUUUCAUCAUGCACAUCCACCCGUGUACUUUGGGUGACCCGCAGCUCCCAGAUGCGUUGUCCAGAUCCCCGUUAUGGAUUGACUCUGGGAUUUGCACGGACAAUGCGUAUGGAAUACGAAAUCGACUUCGAUACAGUCGAGGUGGACGAUUUUGAUCCAAUCUCACAGGAUGUCAUUGUUGAGACCUAUGUGAAGUUUCAACAGCAGCGGUUCCGAACGGAUGAAACAGCGGAUCAUGAGUAUGCCGUCCAGGAUGGGGUGGUUCAUAUCCCUCGGUACUAUUGGAGCAAUUUGUCUGAAAAUCUACUGGAAGACCCUUCUCCGGAAGCUCCGAAGACCCUCACAGUCGAGCAGCCUGGGAUUCUGGACUCUUUAAAGUGGGUCGACAAGGAUUCGAGCGAUAUAGGAGAGGAUGAGGUGGAGAUUGAUGUGAAAUUCGUGGGCCUCAACUUCCGCGACUUGAUGGUGAGCCUGGGAAUGUUGCAAGGCAAGACCGAUAUUGGACUAGAGGGCAGUGGUAUGGUUAGACGAGUCGGAAGUGGCAUUACACAUCUCCACGAAGGAGAUCGAGUGGUAUUCCUUACAUCGCCGGCUUUCAGGACUCGUGUUGUCGUUCCAGGAGCUCUAGUCGUGGCGAUACCUGCUGAGCUCCAGUUGGAUCAAGCAGCUACCAUCGGAUGUGCAUAUACUACCGCAGCGUACUGUCUGCUAAAUGUGGGACGACUACAAAAGGAUCAGUCCGUGUUGAUUCACUCUGCCGCGGGCGGAGUAGGCAUCGCAUCCAUCAUGCUCUGCCAGAUGCUCGGUGUACAGAUUUAUGCCACGGUCGGCAAUCCAGAAAAGGCGCAGUAUCUGACAGAAACUUUUGGAAUUCGGAAAGAGCACAUUUUUGAUUCAAGGAGUACUUCCUUUGCGCCGAAUCUGCUAAAAAGAACCCGAGGCCGAGGUGUUGAUCUAGUGCUCAAUUCAUUAGCAGGAGAUCUCUUGCUCGCAUCAUGGGAAUGUGUUGCUGAAGGAGGCAUGAUGGUUGAAAUUGGCAAACGCGAUUUGAUGGGUCACGCUAUGUUGCCCAUGGAUCGGUUCCUUGCCAAUAGAUCCUUUGUGGGGGUAGACAUUCUUUCCCUUACCAAAUCACGGCCCCAGGUUGUGCUAGAAUGUUUGAAAACAGUUUCGACCCUUUUGGCCGACAAUUCCAUUAAGCCUAUUCAACCUAUGCGUAUCUUUGCAGCGAGUCAAGUCACCGAGGCAUUCAAGUAUAUGCAAGAAGGCAAACACAUGGGAAAGAUUGUUGUCGAGAUGCCGGAUGCUGCCAACAAACUUCCCAUGUCCAAGAUCCCAGGGCAUAUCUCCUUCUGCCAUGACAGUGCCUAUCUGCUCGUUGGUGGUUUGGGCGGCUUGGGUCGUGCAGUAGCGCAAUGGAUGGUUGAAAAUGGUGCUAAAUACCUGGUCUUUCUCUCACGAAGUGCAGGUGAUGGGGAGGAUGACGCAAAAUUUGUCUACGAUCUAGAGCUCCAAGGAUGCCAUUCCCUCUUAAUCCAAGGAGAUGUUGCCAAGCUGGCAGAUGUCAAAAGAGCGGCUGCUGCGAGCAUCAAGCCGGUGAAGGGUGUCAUCCACAUGGCAAUGCUCAUGAAGGACUGUCCUUUCUUUAGCAUGGCGCACGAGCAGUGGACGGGAGCAUUACGUCCAAAAGUGCAAGGAGUUUGGAACCUGCACGAAACCUUUUUUUCUCACAGUCUCGACUUCUUCCUCAUGUUCAGCUCAGUUGCAGCAGCCGCUGGCUCGGCUGGGCAAGCAAAUUAUACGGCGGCCAAUACCUUCCUUGGUGCCUUCGCACGUUAUCGCCAGUCUUUGGGCCUGACAGCAUCCGUUCUCGAUGUGGGUUGGAUCACCGAUGUCGGUUAUGUUAGCCAGCGUCCCGAGCUCUUGGACAUGAUGCGGUCUAAAGGUUUCAUUCCACUACGAGAGACCCAUCUUUUGGCUGGCAUCCAACUGCUCCUUUCUCCGCCAGGAAUGGUCGAUGGGGUGCCGUCCAAAUUCAGAGAUGAACACCAUAUAUCGGUCGGGUUGGGUCUCCUAUGGACACAGGCGUCCAGUGAUGUACGAUGCAAAGACGCUCGGUAUCGUCAGGACCCAGCAUCAAGAUCUACACGCCCUGAACCACGUGCUUCGGGUGACAGCUCUAUCAAAGGUCUUCUUCAGGCCGUGGAGGAGAAUCCCCAGAUCUUGAGACUUGCUCCCACCGUUGAUCUUCUCACGAAGGAAAUGGCGCUGUUGAUGGGUCCGUAUUCGGCCGCCGUGAAAAAUGAAGAUUGGGCUGCUAUGGCUGAAAUCACGGUAGACUCGCUCGUAGCUGUGGAAGCUCGGGCAUGGUUGAAGCGCAACCUUGAGGUGGAUCUCGGUCUUGUCGAUAUUGCAACGGCAGGUACCGUUCACGGCGUGGUCACUCUCACCAUGGCUGCACUGAGCCUGAAAUACGCCGUCAAGCAGUGA
Molecule: messenger RNA, 7221 nt
Organism: Penicillium cataractarum
Lineage: Eukaryota; Fungi; Ascomycota; Eurotiomycetes; Eurotiales; Aspergillaceae
Exons: 15
Coding region: 1-7221 (2406 amino acids)
Biological process (GO): fatty acid biosynthetic process; secondary metabolite biosynthetic process
Molecular function (GO): 3-oxoacyl-[acyl-carrier-protein] synthase activity; oxidoreductase activity; fatty acid synthase activity
Source: RefSeq, a predicted model, not a curated record